AUGCUAGUAAAAUUUUUAAAAUUUACAACAAGUAAAAAUUUAAUCGAUUUAAGGCCGUACCAGAAUACCUAUUGGAGGAUUCGAAAAUUAAGAGUGCAGAAUAACAGUAAAAUUACUUAAUUAUCUCUAAACUGAUAUUGAUUCAAGAUACCCUCAAGGUCAUACAUGGUAUAAUUCAUAUUUAAUAAAUAGCACACAUACAAUUGAUAUGCCUCCUUAUUCAAAUCAACAAAUUUUAUAGAAAAGAUUAGAAGAAGCUUUAUUAUUUUAAGGUGAAACAUUUGAUCUAGUAUGA
Molecule: messenger RNA, 295 nt
Organism: Paramecium sonneborni
Lineage: Eukaryota; Ciliophora; Oligohymenophorea; Peniculida; Parameciidae
Source: the annotation of a GenBank genome assembly